AUGAUAGCCACGGCGCUCAUCGUCCUAGCCCUAGCGCCGUCAUGUGUAGCAAUUUUAGCCGUUCAGAAUGCAACGGUGAUGCCAGUGCCAGCCGCCUACAAUGAUCUCUCAGCAAGUGCUGAUCUUCGGGAUCAUAUUGGUUGGGUAUGGUACCAGACUCUGGUGAUCAUUUCUGACCGCGACAGGGGUCAGCGUAUAGCGCUUCGCUUUGGCAGCGUCAACUACUACGCCAAAGUGUUCUUCAACUCACAAGAGGUCGGAUCUCAUGUAGGUGGACAUCUGCCAUUCCAAUUUGAUGUCACAAGGCUGGUCAAGUUUGGAGCUGUGAAUAAGAUCACUGUUGCUGUAAACAACACUCUCUCAUGGUCGACAAUUCCACAAGGCGAUUUCAAUUACAUGAAGGAUACUACACGAUUCAUUGACGGCAAAAAUAUUUCUCGAACACCCAACGGUGCCUUCAAAAAUGUUGGUAAUUUUGAUUUCUUCAACUACGCUGGAAUUCUGCGAUCCGUCUAUUUGGUGAAACUUCCGCCAAGUCAUAUCGUUGACGUGUGGAUUAUCGCCGAACACCUAGGAUCAUUUUCUUAUGAAGUCACACUGAGUCAAAAUCGUUCCGAUGAAGACGUCAUUGUGCGAAUGUUGGAUCCUGAUGGAGUCGUGGUGUACUCGGCCCGUGGUCUUGAACAGAAAGGCUCACUGUCAACAGUGAGACCAUGGUGGCCUCGAGGAAUGGGUGAACCGAAUCUCUAUACAUUGGAGGAACUGGUGGUGCACGGGAACAGAUUCGCUUGGAUGUUUAUCGCCAGAAGGUUCGGUUUCGUACGGUCCGGCUGGCAGCCAAUCACAGUUCAUCAUCAACGCACGAAAACCAUUCUGGUGGCCUUGCGUUUCGGCAUGCACGAGGACUUGAAGAUUCAUGGCGCUGGCUAUAACCCGGGUAGUGAUGACUAA
This is a messenger RNA of Ostertagia ostertagi, 951 nucleotides long. NCBI's taxonomy places the organism in Eukaryota, Metazoa, Nematoda, Chromadorea, Rhabditida, Trichostrongylidae. The record is from the annotation of a GenBank genome assembly.